UUUGUUUUCCACUAUAAAGUUCUUCCCCAAUCUCAUCAGAAAUCAGAAAUCAGAAAUCAGAAAUCACAAACUAUAAAAUCAGCUUGAAAAUCAGAACAAGUAAGAAAGAAAGAAAUGGCAAUGCCAAAAAAUGAAUCAGGAACAACAUCACUAUCAGGUCUAGAUAUAGCAGGAGCCUUCUUUGCUCCCAUCCAAGAAGCAGGUCCACCAUCCCCAACCAAACGACAUAUUAAGAUCUCCAUUAUUGGUACAGGUAAUGUUGGAAUGGCAAUCACUCAAACCCUCCUUACUCAAGACUUAGCCGAUGAGCUCGCUCUCGUUGAUGCCCUCCCUGAUAAACUCCGUGGUGAGAUGCUUGACCUCCAACACGCCGCCGCCUUCCUCCCUCGUACAAAGAUCGUCGCCUCCACGGAUUAUUCUGUUACGGCUGCUUCCGAUCUCUGUAUUGUUACUGCUGGUGCUCGUCAGAUCCCUGGGGAGUCUCGUCUUAACUUACUUGAGAGGAAUGUCAGCUUGUUUAAGAAGAUCAUUCCUCCUUUGGUUAAAUAUUCUCCUGAUGCUAUCUUGAUCAUUGUUUCUAAUCCUGUUGAUGUCUUAACUUAUAUUGCUUGGAAGUUAUCCGGCUUCCCUUCCAAUCGGGUUAUUGGGUCGGGUACUAAUCUUGAUUCCUCUAGGUUUCGCUUCUUGAUCGCUGAUCAUCUUGAUGUCAAUGCCCAGGAUGUUCAGGCAUACAUAAUAGGAGAACAUGGAGACAGCUCAGUGGCACUAUGGUCAAGUAUAAGCGUAGGAGGGGUUCCAAUCCUAAGUUUCUUAGAGAAGCGGCAAAUCAGCUAUGAGAAAGAAACCUUGGUGAAAAUCCACAAGGAAGUCAUAAACUGUGCUUAUGAGGUGAUCAAGCUAAAGGGCUACACAUCUUGGGCUGUUGGUUACUCGGUUGCCAACUUGGCUUGGUCCAUUUUGAGAGAUCAACGAAGGAUUCAUCCAGUUUCAGUGCUAGCUAAGGGUUUCCACAACAUUGAAGAUGGUGAAGUAUUCCUCAGCUUGCCUGCUCAGCUUGGGAGAGGUGGUGUCAUAAGGGUUAUUAACGUACCCAUUACUGAUGAAGAAGCUGACCAUCUUAGGGGAAGUGCUAAGACUAUUCUCGAACUGCAAGAGCACCUUGGUCUUUAAAUUAAUUACAUCCACGUUUAGCACAAUAAAUUCAUGCAUUUUUAUCUUUAUCAUUAUAUGUCUCACUUGUACUAGCUGUCUUCUAUGAUAUAUAUUUCUUACGGAGUACUAGUUACUUACGGAGUACUCUGUAAUAUGUACUGUUUGA
Spinacia oleracea (spinach) is the source of this 1318-nucleotide messenger RNA. Its product is annotated as L-lactate dehydrogenase B. The transcript is spliced from 2 exons. The coding region runs from base 115 to 1170 and encodes 351 amino acids. Lineage: Eukaryota; Viridiplantae; Streptophyta; Magnoliopsida; Caryophyllales; Amaranthaceae. The record is from RefSeq and is a predicted model, not a curated record. Gene Ontology annotation, biological process: lactate metabolic process; pyruvate metabolic process. Gene Ontology annotation, cellular component: cytoplasm. Gene Ontology annotation, molecular function: L-lactate dehydrogenase (NAD+) activity.